GCUUGAUCCUGCGAAACCAGACUUGUGGUGCUGGAGGCUCCACGCCGGUGAACGACGUCCUACCCUUUCUGCGCAUACCUGGGAACAUCUCACGCGCUGGGAUGGGUCCAUGGGACGAAGGAUCCGAGAGCUACCAGGUGUGGCGCAGCGUCGCUGUGGAUAAGGCUGUGGAGCUGAAAGUUUGCUGGUGCGACGAGGCGCCAUGCCCGUUCGACUCUUACUUCAAGGUGGAAGCCAUGUACAUCAGCGUCCAGGGCCCGGUGGAGAAGACUCAGGUCGUGGAGUACGGACAACCUUUCGACUUGCUCGUGGAAGGCUCUGGCGGUUUCAAAGCUGCUGACCGCGUCAGGAUGCAGAGUGCUGACACGCCUUGCUUCGAGGAGAACUUGCGCGUG
Symbiodinium sp. CCMP2456 is the source of this 395-nucleotide messenger RNA. NCBI's taxonomy places the organism in Eukaryota, Dinophyceae, Suessiales, Symbiodiniaceae. The record is from the annotation of a GenBank genome assembly.